Molecule: messenger RNA, 465 nt
Organism: Geodia barretti
Lineage: Eukaryota; Metazoa; Porifera; Demospongiae; Tetractinellida; Geodiidae
Source: the annotation of a GenBank genome assembly
UACACUGCAUUACAGAAGAGUAGGACUGUGCCGGGGACGCGGCACCUGCUGAAGGAAAGUCUAAACGAGGCAGAGAUGGAGGUACGGACUGUAUUUCAGCUGGUAGCACUGCUGUUGCUCGGCAUUUGCACCAGAGGAGUUUAUGGGUGGAAAGAGACGUUUUCCGAGGCAAGGAUAGGUGACACAUUGACUCUGACUGUUGGCACUAUCAAGGGGUCACCUGAAGUCAGAGUUAUUCUUGGUGUGGAAUACAACAAUACUGAAGUGAGUGUGGACCCAACCAGAUUCAUAUUGGCAGCUGAGGAUCUGAGUUUACAAGUAACAGUGUUGGAUGAUGGUCAACCUCUGCAAGAAGAUAAGAACAUCACGCUAACACUAGCAAAGAUAGCAGGGGGGAAAAGUUCUGAUAUCAUUGUCACUGAAGCAAUAAUCGCAGUCCGAUCACAAAAUAUCCCAGGUUUGUGA